AUGAGUCACGAGCAACCACAGAUCGAUGAUCAAGUUACCGAAACACCACAAAUUCCAGGAUUGCCGUCUCUGAAGGCUCAGCUUAAAGCUAAACAAGAGGUGUUCGAUUCGCUUCUCAAGCAAGCGACGAAGCAGAUGCUUCAGAGUUGUGUGAAUGGGUCUUCAUUCGAAGACAUGAGAAAAUUCGUCCAGAAGACUCAAGAGAAUCUGGUUAAUAUGUUGGUCUUCAAGCAGCAAGCCGAUGAAGAGGCAUGCAGCCUCGUAAACACUGCAAUCAACAAAACAAUUGUCGUGGAAGAAGAGAAAAAGUUGGUUCUCGUCGAGAACGAAAAAUUGAGGGAGAAACACACGGAUCUUUUCAAAAAGAGUGAAGCCCUGGAAAAGAAAAACAGAGAGCUCACUGAGAACUUUAAGAACGGAGUUCAGUGUCUCCGGACCGAGCUCCUGGAGGCCAGUAAGAAAGACGUAAAAGCAGCGAACGAACGCCAUGAGAAGCUGGAGACAGCACUCAAAAAAUGCUGGAAGACAUGCUCAGGAGAAGAGGAUGAACCAGCGUCCAAGAAAAUGAAGACGGAGGAAUAA
Caenorhabditis remanei is the source of this 582-nucleotide messenger RNA. RefSeq lists its product as uncharacterized. The record is from RefSeq and is a predicted model, not a curated record. Bases 1 to 582 code for a protein of 193 amino acids. Lineage: Eukaryota; Metazoa; Nematoda; Chromadorea; Rhabditida; Rhabditidae. The transcript is spliced from 5 exons.